AUAGUCAGCAACAUUAUGGAGAGAAUGGGAAAAUGUCCUCACAGAAAGAGCUCAGCUGGACAAGGUUUUAAGGAGACCAAAGAGACCAGGGACCCUGGAGAAAACUACAUGGACUAUUUGAAGAUAGACGAACUGCUAAAACUGCACGUGCGCCUGACUGAUGGUCCGAUCGCUCACGAUGAGCAUCUUUUUAUCAGCAUCCACCAAAAUUUUGAAGUGUGGUUUCAGCAGAUUCUCUUUGAACUAGAAUCCAUCAAAAGGCUGCUGAAAGAACCAAAGGUCUGCGAGAAGUACCAACAGCUCAUUUUUCAAAGGCUAGUUCGAGUAAAUUGUAUCUUCAGAAUCAUGAUCCAACAAUUCGAGGUGCUCGAAACGAUGAGUUGUAUCAACUUCAUGUCCUUUAGAGAAGUAUUUCAAGGUGGAGCUAGCGGUUUUCAAAGCACACAGUUCCGCUUACUUGAACAAAUUCUGGGAAUCAAAGAGAAACAACGAACAUGCACAUUUCUGAACUCCUACAACGAGAAGUUAACUGAGGAGCAGAGACAGGAGAUUGAAGAUCACCAGGACGACCAAGAUCUCUGUACUUUGAUAGACGGAUGGUUGUCAAGAACUCCAGGGCUCCAACACUUUCUUAUCUCAUACAAAAACGCUGUUGAAGGUGUCAUCAAUGAUUUUUAUCUUAAAGCCAAGGUUUUAGAACACAUUGAUCACGCUAAAAGUGGAAUAUUCGAGUCAAAAGCGAAACAAUUAGAAAAAGAUUGUGCAUCAUCUUUGACCAAGAAAAAUAUGAGUGAAUGCAAUAAAAUUAAGUUUCUACUUCUAGCCAGGAAUGGUGGUCGAAUCCACGGGAGAAAGCUGUCUUACCGCGCUUUCAUGGGAGCCCUUAUGAUCAACUGCUAUUCUUCAGAGCCUAGAUUUACUGUCCCUUACGAAAUCAUCAAGAACCUCAUGGAUAUGGACACAUUCUUGACGAAAUUUAGAUUUGGACACGCCAUGAUGGUUAAAAGGAUGAUCGGAGGACGACCAGGAACCGGAGGAAGCGGGGGCUAUAAUUAUCUCCGCUCAACUGUCAGUGAUAGAUACAUGCCGUUCAUAGACCUGUUCGAGGUAGCGACCUACCUAAUAGCACCACAAAAGCUUCCGCGCUUAGCAUCCGACGUGCUCGUCGAGAUCUCAAAGGUCUAUAGAUCAGAUAGUUCAGAUAAAUUGGACUCUCAAUUAACUGACUCCACCUCCGUGGACCUAAACUCCAUCUCCGCGGACUCAGACUCCACUUCUGCGGACUCUGACAUUAAGUUGAAUUCUAUUCUUAUCGAUUUUAACGGGUGAUACUCGUCGACGAGUCCUUAACUCGGCGCGCGUCCUGGUUAUAAACCUACAAGUACAAUAUCGAUUAAGCACCUUACACAUAAUGCAUAAAAACAAUGAAACUGAGGAUUCUAUAGUUACAGUAACGGUUAUAAACAAAAAUUAGACGUGCUGCGCUCAUGUCUUGUUGCGCAAUGAAUUACUGGGCCGCCCAGCCAACAAUGCUUCUCACAAGAUCGGCGAGAUUCACCACUGUGAAGGAUUGACAUCGUGAAUUUCAAGCUCAUGUCUCACUCUCAUGACGUUUGUUUUAACUUUUUUGAAUUUGCUAGUUCACGAUUAGGU
Bolinopsis microptera is the source of this 1653-nucleotide messenger RNA. Its product is annotated as tryptophan 2,3-dioxygenase B-like. Gene Ontology annotation, molecular function: L-tryptophan 2,3-dioxygenase activity; heme binding; metal ion binding. The transcript is spliced from 12 exons. The record is from RefSeq and is a predicted model, not a curated record. The coding region runs from base 16 to 1329 and encodes 437 amino acids. NCBI's taxonomy places the organism in Eukaryota, Metazoa, Ctenophora, Tentaculata, Lobata, Bolinopsidae.